UUGUCAAGACGACAUUUUAUAAAUUCUUCCGAUGCAUUCGUUAUUAAGGGUUUCACUGUAAGAUAUAGGCUUGUGAAUCGAGUAUUGUCAAAUGUGCAUGGAGGGUCACUUGAACCUACACUUUAAAUAUCUUUAAGUUUCAGUUUCUUGAAAUAGAAUUAUUGCCCUCUGAAAACCUAUUCAAGUUUUUGUUGAAAAUUAUUGUGCAGUAACUAUUAAUUCUUUUAUGUUCCGUCAAUUCCAACUGUGUCGAAAUGGCAUAGUCAAUAUUUUUAAUAUUUUGUUUUAAAAGAAUUAAAAGUUUUGAAUGAAGAGGUCUACAAAAUCAGUCUAAAAAGAUAUAAGGAUUAGCACAAAUUAGAUUGCAAGAAGAUCCUAAUCUAUUUCUUUAUGCAGGCUGUAAUAUGAGUUUUACUAAUAUUCCAACAACAUCACAUCUGUGACCUCAUUUGUGUUUUAUUUAACUUUUUAAAGGUUUUGGAUGCUAGUUAUUUUAUUCUUCCAUUGUUAGAAUAACUUUAUAAAAUUAAAUAUUUAUACUUCAUUAUUACUCACUUGUUACACCCCGCUUACUCCCUAAUAUAACCCUAUGACCUCAUCAUGUUAUCUUUCUCUUGGGUAUAAAUACAUAUUCUCUCUUUUGUCCUCCCCCCACCUGGGCCCAUGUCCUCUCCUGGCGAAACCUCGAAACCAUCUCUCAGUUUAGCUCAGGUGGAGAAUCCUCUAGCAUCCUUCUGCUUAUCCUUCUCCAUCCAGAGAUCUGUCCUCUGCUCAAAUCUAUCUAUUUAUCAUUUUAAAGCCUAAAUUCUCUAAUUGGAUUAAGAAUAGCUUUGUUCUAAUACAAGUACAUCAGAAGAGAUGAAUAUAAUUUUAACGUUGUAAUAUUUACGAUAAAAAAAUUCUUAGAAAAAGUUUAGAACUCCAUCCAUAAUGUUGGCCUAUAUAAGUCAAAAAAUACAAAUUUUCAACUUUUAUGAUAAUCUUAAGAGGGGAGGAGACUAAUUCAUAGCAUGAUCUAAAGUUUUUAUAUAGAUAAGAAUGCUAUCCAAUGAGACCGAAAUAAACCCAUAUUGUAUAAUGAAAACCAGCGUAAUGGAGAAAAAAGAAAAAUCAGUUGGUACAAGUAAUUCCCUAGACCCAGCUCAAAGUGAAGAAACCAUCAUUGGUUCAGUUGUCUGUAGUACAGAAAACAUCCUUGGUUCAGAUGUCUCUAGUCCAGAAACCAUCAUUGGUUCAGAGGUUUGUAGUACAGAAAACAUCCUUGGUUUAGAUGUCUCUAGUCCAGAAACCAUCAUUGGUUCAGAGGUUUGUUCUCUAGAAAUAGUCCCAAAACCCUCUGAUAAAGUAAACUUAGCGAGCCCAGUAGAAGUCCAUUCUAGAAUUAAGCGAUUAAGCAGACAAGAAACAGAGAUGGAUGAACCUGUUUUUCAAUGGAAACUCUCCUCUCCUCCUCCCAGAAGAUCUGCACAGCAUUCUAGAGGUCCUUCUCCCAGGGGACCUCCCUCUCGAGAUAUAUCUGGACUUGAAAUAAUAUCUCCUGCACCCGAGGCUUCCAUAUUUGUAAAGGCUGGGAAACCUAUCCCCUCUCAGUCCACUAGUUCAUCACCAGUUAAAUCUAAUCUAGCAUCAAAAUACAAGUUGACAAGAGGAGCCAGUGUUGCUGUACCAGACAGAUGUUUGAGUCCAGUCCCUACACAGACUAGGUGUAAAGAUGAUGCUAGAAUAAGCUAUACAUGUCUGGCAACAGCUGACGAGUCAAUGGUGCCAGAAACUGAAAUAAAAGAAGGAUUAAAAAUUCAGAAGAUUUUGAGACAAAUACAAAGACAAGUAAAUAGUCCGGAUCAUCAGAUUUACUCUAACUACAUCUGGCCUACUGAAGGUGUGGUUGAGUCCUGGAAACGAGAACAGCAUCAAGCUCUUAAUUCUCUUGAUAGUGGAAGGAGAAGAGCUUGCUCUACAACCUCCUUUUAUCUGCCAGCAGAGUCUCCUGGUUCUAAAAUACGACGGAUGGAUUGUGUUGUUUCGACUCAGGAUAUCAGUGUCUCUCAACUUCUCAGCUCAAGUAGGAGAGGUUCUUAUGUCCUUCUCUCAGAGGACGGGAGACGGGGAGGCAGAGGCUCACGGCGAGGAUUAUCUCCAUCAGGGUAUACGAGGAGACAGAAACUGGGUUUAAUCGGGAAAUCGGUUUCUUUAAAUCCAAGCUCUCUUAGGGAUGAAGAGGAUGUUGCCAAUGACAGCCGGUUCUUUAGUGGGGAAAAGCAGUCCAGUCUAGAUCUAACUGGAUUAUCUGAAACUAUACCUCGACCCACCUCUCUAUCCCUUGAACUAGCAUCAAUCAAUGCUUACGAAUUAUCUCCUAAAGAAGAGGAGAAAAGACAAAUUGCUACUUUUAUAGUAACAAGUGGAGCUCUAACCUUCCUGCUCCUAGCAGCUUCUUUAGUAACUUUAUCCUUUCUCAUGUCUCCAGUAAUAGAACGAGUAUUUGUAAGAGAAAAGUUGAACCAAACUUCAACUGAAUUCAACUCUACAGAGUACGAGCCUGGCAACUAUUCAGCAGUCAGCAACUAUUCUAUGAUGAAAGAAAGAAAUAUUGAGAAUUCUAAUUCUAAUAGAAUGAACAUGUCGUUGAGUAAAACUCCAUUGGGCUAACAGUACCAAUAUAUACCACAGAUUGUAGACUGGAUUUUGAAUUGAGAACGGUAGCUGAUGCUUAAAGAUCUGAAAACUCCAAAUCAAACAAUCAAAGUCAGCUUUAUAUGAAGCAUUAUUAUAAAGUGUAUUGAAAGAAAAAGAAAAAAUAUGUACUUUCAAAAUAAUAGCUUACUGAUUUCUCUUAAAUUUUCAAGAAUUUGCCACUCCAAAAACAAACUCAGCAGACACAUUCAGAGAUUAAUUCCUUCUAGAAGACUGCUUUAUUUACCAUUUGUAAUUAGUAUGAUCAGAGCUGAAAACUUUAGAAUGAAAUAUCCAAUUGUCUGAUCAUUUUGCUUCUCUGGAGUUUAAAUUUACGU
Molecule: messenger RNA, 3011 nt
Organism: Eurytemora carolleeae
Lineage: Eukaryota; Metazoa; Arthropoda; Copepoda; Calanoida; Temoridae
Exons: 12
Coding region: 1039-2649 (536 amino acids)
Source: RefSeq, a predicted model, not a curated record